CUUAUCACGUAGUUAGUUUUUAAGCUCUUGUUUUUCAUUCAAUUUUACACUAUCCUAAAAUCGUUGCGUAACUAAUAUCACUAUGUCUCAAGCCUCAGCGCGCAUCCUCAGCAGUGGCAUGCGCUUGCCACCGCUGCCCACCAUCCGAGAUUUGGUGAAGCUAUACAAGCUGCAGGCCAUGAAGCAGCUCAGUCAGAACUUUCUCAUGGACGAGCGACUGACGGACAAGAUUGUUAAGUCUGCCGGUCGCAUAGAUCAAAAUGACAUUGUAUUGGAAGUUGGUCCGGGGCCCGGCGGCAUAACGCGUUCUAUUCUGCGUCGCCAGCCACAGCGUCUGCUGCUUGUCGAAAAGGAUGCUCGUUUUACCGAAACCCUGCAGCUGCUGCGCGAAUGCGCACGCCCAUUGGAUAUGGAAGUGGAGAUCUAUCACGAGGACAUUCUGCGCUUUAACAUCGAACGGCAUGUGCCAGACACCACGCAGCGCUUGCAUCUUAUAGGAAAUUUGCCAUUUGCCAUCUCCACACGCCUGCUCAUCAACUGGUAUGAGGAUUUGUCUGAGAGACGCGGUGCAUUUAGAAGAAAUGACACCUGCAUGACGCUCACCUUCCAGAAGGAGGUGGCCGAACGUAUGUGCGCUCAAGUGGGCAGCGAACAACGCUGCCGUCUCUCGAUUAUGUCACAAAUUUGGACGGAACCAGUGCUCAAGUUCAUAAUACCAGGCAAAGCGUUUGUACCCAAGCCACAGGUGGACGUUGGUGUCGUUAAAGUUAUUCCUCUAAAGAGACCCAAGACGGAGCUGCCAUUUCCCCUCGUGGAACGUGUCAUGCGUCACAUCUUCAGCAUGCGUCAGAAAUAUUGUCGUCGUGGCUACAGCACGCUGCUGCCUCCGGAAGGCCGAGAGGAGACAACACAAGUGCUGUUCCAGCGGGCCGAUGUCCAAGAUACGUUGCGACCCUUCGAGUUGUCUGUGGCCGAAUGCCUGCGACUGGCUGACGCCUACGCGGAGCAUCUGGUCGCACAUCCUGAGGUGGCAAACUACGAUUAUCGGGCACCCAAGCAGCCACUGAGUUAACUGAACGACUUCAUAGACUUUACUUAUGUGUAUAUUGUAAAAAUUGUAUUGCAUAAGUAGAUCGGUAAAUAGAGACUACGUAAAAAUUGUAAGCAUUGUACAAAA
This is a messenger RNA of Drosophila hydei, 1177 nucleotides long. RefSeq names its product dimethyladenosine transferase 1, mitochondrial (gene mtTFB1). Gene Ontology annotation, biological process: transcription initiation at mitochondrial promoter; rRNA methylation. The transcript is spliced from 2 exons. The record is from RefSeq and is a predicted model, not a curated record. Bases 83 to 1072 code for a protein of 329 amino acids. NCBI's taxonomy places the organism in Eukaryota, Metazoa, Arthropoda, Insecta, Diptera, Drosophilidae. Gene Ontology annotation, cellular component: mitochondrial matrix. Gene Ontology annotation, molecular function: rRNA (adenine-N6,N6-)-dimethyltransferase activity; mitochondrial transcription factor activity.